AAAAAUAGGAAAAGGGUUGCUUUUGAAUAUCUAUUUGCAUGAAGAGAUUUGGAUAAAGUUUGAGUCUUUCUGUUAAGACAAUUCAGUAUUGGUAUUGACCUUCGAACCUCUGAGUUUUUCUGCAAUGGCCUUAAUCUGUUUUUUGAAAAUUCUGAUCUUUUCUUUGUUUGUUUUGAGUUAUAGAAGGUGAAAGGAAGUGGAAUAGAAUAUUUAUCUGGGGUAGCUGGAUAAGGCUUAAGGGGCUUCUGUGAGUUCAGGGGGCAAAGCAAAUUUUGGUGGAUUAUGAUUCAUGGUUACAUUGAAUAAAGCUUGAAACUUGGUAGAAGAAGUUCAAAUUUUUGGUAUAAUUUAAGCACUGUGUUUCGUACCAAUAUUUUUUCGCCAUUUGGUAUUUACAUCUUGAUUUCGUUUGUUUUCUUUAUUGAUGAGAAUAGUCCUGGAUGAUGAAAUUCUUGUAUGUUGUGAGUCCUUUUUUUUGGACUUGGUAUUGGGGGUGUUGGGGGAAAGGGGAGGAAGAAGAAUUGGGUAUGUUUCGCAAUUUAAAUUGUGCGAGAACACUCUUGUCUUGUGUAUUUGAGAUCAAAGCUAUGGGGUUUUGAUUCUUAUCAGUUCACCUUAUGAUUUCCAGGUGAAUCUUGUUAGAGUUUGAUGUGCUUAAUGAAGUAUUCCUUCUUGUGAGUUCUGAAUUGUACCAUAAUUUGCAUCUGUGGGGUAGAGAUGGCGAAAUCUCUCAAUUCUUGCCCAUCUCUACUGAGAUGGGUGAAUCCUUCUAGUAUUUAGUGCCACUUUCUAGAUGCAGUGUUUUGCCAAAUGGAUGUUCCAGCUGCAAGUUGGAGGACCCCUUAUCAUGCUAGCGUCCAAGCUUUGACGAUGAAUUCUGAGCACCUUAAUUUGUACCUUUCUUGGUGGUCCUUAUAUGCCUCAAAAUGGACCUUAACAAUUUUCUUUCUGGGGUUUUCAGUUUUCAUUUUCGACAUAUGGUGCCUUUCAGUUCACCAUCCCUUUUUCCCCCAAUAUGAAGUAUUAUCUUUUGUUCUUCUUCCUUUUUUUUUCCAACAAGGACCAUAGAAAUCGUUCUCUUUUUGAUUUUUUUCAAGGGUUUGUUUUAUUAUUUGACCAGAUCUUUUAGAUCUUUGAAGAAUAUAUCUUUCAGAGAGUCUUGAUUUUCUCUUGGGUACAAUGAAUACCUGAAUCUCACCAUUGAAUCUUGUGUUAAUCAAUCACAUCCUAUAUCUGAGUAUUGAGUUUCUCUUGUACCACAAGUGGAUGUGUUUUUUUUGCUUACACUCCUUUAGUUUGGAUAGUCUUCUGGACUAAAUGGUGCAAAGAAGAUGAUAUGAAGCAGUUGAUUGAGUUGUGGCUCUUGCAACAUCUUCUAGAAAUAUGUUUAUCAAUCUCCACAAUCAAUGUUCAGGACUUCAUUCUGUGGGUGAUAUUAACUGUUUUAUUCUUGAGGUAGUAGUAUCAAAAUUUUACUUGACAAGAAAAGCAAAUAGUAAUGGAGGAGUAUUUCCAAGAGCCAGCAGUUGAAAACAACUUCGAUCGAGAUGACAUUUCAUUGACAAAGUGCAAAUCCCAUUCACCGGAUGAGCUGGAAGAUAAUCCUUCGGGGGGUUUGGACUGUAACAUUUGCCUGGGUUGCGCACGAGAUCCUGUCGUCACGUUCUGUGGCCACCUCUAUUGUUGGCCCUGCAUCUACAAAUGGAUCCAUUUUCGGAGCAUGCCUUCUGAAAAUUGCAACCUCCAACAGCCACAAUGUCCUGUCUGCAAGGCUGAACUAUCUGAAGAAAGUGUAAUUCCUCUCUAUGGUAGGGGACUCGCUACAAAGCCUUCCGAAGCAAAAGCAGGACAACUAGGCAUAGUCAUCCCGCAAAGGCCACCAAGCCCAAAAUGUGGAAGUAUGCUGUCAUUACCCACAACGCCGAAUAUCUCACGUGCAGUUCCACAGCUUCACCGACUAAGUUACACACAACCACCACAAUCUUACCCUCAGUUUUCCAGUGGCACAAUGAGUCCGAACACGUAUCAUCCAUUGGUGACGAUGCUUGGUGAAAUGGUUCUUACUAGGAUGUUUCGGAACCCACAGGCCUAUUCAUACCCAAAUUCAUUUCAUCUGUCAGGUGGUAGCACUCCGAGGAUGAGAAGGCAAGUGAUGCAGGCUGACAAAUCUCUCAGCAGAAUAUGUUUUUUCCUCUGCUGUUCUAUGGUUUUAUGUCUGCUGCUGUUUUGAUACAGUUUUCUCCCAAUCCUCCCAAACGUAUACAUGUAAAAAAAGAAAAUCCACCCCUGUUAUACAAACUCAGCCUAUUAAUUUAGCAAUAGCAAAUCACAGAGUGUGUGCCAUCUCCAAAUCUGAAGCUGCUGAUAUAUACUAUUUGAUCUCAGUUUCUAAGUAUGAACAAUUCUAAAUAUUUGGUUGUAUGCUGGAGGGACUAAUAAACAAACUUCACUUCCUAC
Coffea arabica (coffee) is the source of this 2457-nucleotide messenger RNA. RefSeq names its product E3 ubiquitin-protein ligase RMA1H1-like. Gene Ontology annotation, cellular component: endoplasmic reticulum. Gene Ontology annotation, biological process: ubiquitin-dependent protein catabolic process. NCBI's taxonomy places the organism in Eukaryota, Viridiplantae, Streptophyta, Magnoliopsida, Gentianales, Rubiaceae. Gene Ontology annotation, molecular function: metal ion binding; ubiquitin protein ligase activity. The record is from RefSeq and is a predicted model, not a curated record.